Molecule: messenger RNA, 892 nt
Organism: Triplophysa dalaica
Lineage: Eukaryota; Metazoa; Chordata; Actinopteri; Cypriniformes; Nemacheilidae
Gene: gpx8
Product: glutathione peroxidase 8 (putative)
Exons: 3
Coding region: 23-655 (210 amino acids)
Biological process (GO): response to oxidative stress
Molecular function (GO): glutathione peroxidase activity
Source: RefSeq, a predicted model, not a curated record
UUGACCCAGACUGACUCCCAACAUGGAGGCGCUGGGGGGAUACCCCACCAAAUCCUCUGCCUUUAGAGCUAAACUCUUCAAAGUAUUGCUAAGUGUAGCGUUGUGCAUGGGCUCGCUGUAUUUAAUCCAAAAUAAACUCUCUAAGUCUCGCAAACCGAAAGAUUUCUACUCGUAUGAAGUGAAGGACGCGAGAGGAAGGACCAUGUCACUGGAAAAGUAUCGGGGGAAAGUCUCACUGGUUGUAAACGUGGCGAGUGGCAGUGAGUUAACGGAGCAGAAUUAUGGAUCUCUGCAAGAGCUUCACCGAGAGCUCGGCACGUCCCAUUUCAACGUGCUCGCUUUUCCGUGCUCGCAAUACGGCGACACCGAGACAGGUACGAGUCGAGACAUCGAGGCAUUCGCCAGAUCAAACUAUGGUGUGACGUUCCCAAUAUUCAGCAAGAUCAAAAUCAUGGGGUCGGAGGCGGAGCCUGCCUUUAAAUUCAUUACAGAUUCAGUACAGAGAAUACCAAAAUGGAACUUCUGGAAGUUUCUUGUGAAUCCCGAGGGUCAGGUGGUUCAUUUCUGGAAGCCUGAGGAGCCCAUCGAGGAGAUUCGUAAGGAAGCCAUAGUGCUCGUGCGGAACAUCAUACUGAAGAAAAGACAGGAACUAUGACAGACCAAAAAACUAACUUUCAGAUACUCAAAAUUAAUUCCUUCAGUAGGCACGUUUUAGUGCACAUAGAUCAUCGGUGCCAAAAUCCUGAGCCCUUUAUCUUUGGCGAUCUUCAUUUGCCUGGGGCGAUCAUUGAGAGUAAAGUGUUUUGAGUCAAGUGAAUUAAUAGGAUAAAGGACACUGCUUGUGCGUGUGAGAAUAAAUAGAUUUUUGUGAUUGAAGUAUGGUUUUGAAAAA